Physeter macrocephalus (sperm whale) is the source of this 4346-nucleotide messenger RNA. It is a transcript of the gene SOWAHB, whose product is annotated as sosondowah ankyrin repeat domain family member B. Lineage: Eukaryota; Metazoa; Chordata; Mammalia; Artiodactyla; Physeteridae. Gene Ontology annotation, molecular function: protein binding. The record is from RefSeq and is a predicted model, not a curated record. The coding region runs from base 433 to 2805 and encodes 790 amino acids. The transcript has a single exon.
CUCAUCUGGGAUGGGUGGCAGGGGUAGGGGAGACCUCAGAGGCUGGAGGGACAGGAGGAGGCGGGCCGGGCCCUUCCCCCAGAGCCGGGGAAGAGGCGUCGCCAGGGCGCAGGUGAAACCGACUCCGACCUAUCCCGGGAACUUUCGCAGCAGAGACUCGCUGCGCGAGGCGCGCAUCGCGCAGGGGCUGCCUGGGAGCCGCCCUCUCCCACCCUGGGCUGUGCGCGGGGGCUCAGCCCCGGGGCCUCUUCCCGGGGGACCCGCGGCCCUCUUGGCACGUUCUGGGGCUGCAAGCAGGCCGCGGCUGAUGGAGGCGGGUGGCGCCGCCCCGGGCGCAGGUGACAGACGCCAGGCCAGGGUUUCUGUUGGCGGGGGAGAGCGCAGGGAGGGCGAGACGCAGACACCUCGGGGCCAGGGGACGACGGGGCAGCGAUGGCCCGAGAGUUGAGCCAAGAGGCACUACUGGACUUUCUGUGCCAGGCCGGGGGCCGAGUGACCAACGCCGCCUUGCUGAGCCACUUCAAGAGCUUCCUCCGAGACCCCGAUACGUCCCCCAGCCUGCACCAGCGCCGCCGCGAGCUUUUCAAGGGCUUCGUCAACUCGGUGGCCGCAGUGCGCCAGGACCCCGACGGCACCAAGUACGUGGUGCUCAAGAGGAGGUACAGGGACCUUUUGGGGGAGGAGGGGCUGCAGCGACCCAGCGACCCGCCCGCGGCCGCCGCCCCUGCAGGGGGAGCUGCGCCCAGUUUCCCGCUCCUCGCGCGCAGCGGGGAGCCGCCGCCGCCGCCGCAGCAGCAGCAAUCCCGGCGGCGGCGGCGCGAGAAGGAGCUAGAGGAGGAGCCAGCAGGUGCCGCAGACCCGGCCGCCGAGGCAGGUUGCAAUGGACUCCCCGCCAGCGGGGCCCGGAGAGGCGGCCGGCGGAGGGGCAGCUCCGGCCACAGGGCGCCGGUGCCCGCGGCCGCCCAGGACCGCGCGAGGUGCGCGGCGGCCGAGACGCAGGGCCGCCGCUGCUGGGAAUGCCUCCAGAACGGCCUGGGGGGACUCCCGGGCGAGCCGCUGCUCGGCUCACUCCCCGACCCCCCCACCGCCACCGCCAGCGCCUGGGAGAAGCCGGCGCCGGCCCCGCCUGCCCAGGACGACCGCGGGGCUCCCAGGCCGCAGCGGGAAGGUGCGCCCGCGGAGCCCCCGCCGGUGUCCGCCUCACCCCGCUCUCCUCCCACAACCGUCGAGGCUGCUGGGAGCGGGGCUUCCCCACCUGCUCUCCUGUCCUGCCCCACUCCCCGCGGAGAGCCGCCCGAGCUGGUGACCCCGGGCUCCCUGCAUUAUUCUACCCUGCAGAAGCAGCAGCAACGCACUCGAGAGUGGGUGGCCAGACACCCCCAGAUACCCGAGGCCCGAGACCAGGGCCCCAUCCGAGCCUGGUCGCUGCUGCCAGACAACUUCCCCCAGCUACCCUCGGAGCCGGGCUUCUGGGUCCCGGAAUCUAAGCCAGCACCACCGGACCUCCCUCCUCCCCCUCAUUCUCUCUUUCCCGCUGUUUCGGAAUCCUGGCCGGGGAAGUCUCCACUGGCAGUCUUUCGUAGUAUUCGUUGUCAGCUGUCCCUACAAGAUCUGGAGGACUUUGUGGACCAGGAGAGCCACGGCAGUGAGGAGAGCAGCAGUGGACCCAAAGAGUCCCCUGGGGGUUCUGAAGAAGGGCCGCACCUUGCCCCGGGAGCCCCAGAUGGGAGAAGGCUCAGGAAUCCAGCUGGGGCCCCUUCUCCAAAGGAGGGCAGCCCCAGCAGGAGCCUUCAGGGCCUCAGGAACAGAGAGGAUGGUCACCCUUCUCAGCCUGUCCCAAUAGGAGCUGGUUGCCUUGCAGGCCACCCUCAGCCUUUGCCCUGGCCUGUCCCCAAAUUAAGGAGAUCCCUAAGGAGGAGCUCUAGGGCAGAGAGAGCCAAAUUGUCCUCCUCUGAUGAGGAGUGCCUUGAGGAGGAUUUGCUGAAAAGGAGCCGGCGCCCUCCCCGGUCCAGGAAACCCUCGAAGGUGGGAGCAGUGUCCAGCCCAAGGGUGGAUGCCGCUUUGACACCAAAACCUGCAGACAUUAAGGCUACUGUUGUUGAGUGUGGUCAUCCACACAGCUCAUGGGCCCCUGGAGGGGAGAGGCCUGCAGCCUUGAUCCCCGCCAGAUCUUCUGAGCACAAGUCAUCCCUGGUCCCUCUUGAUGCCAGGGAGCAUGAAUGGAUUGUGAAGCUUGCCAGUGGCUGUUGGAUUCAGGUGUUGACUUUGUUCUGGGAGGACCCCCAGCUGGCUUUGCACAAAGACUUUUUGACUGGGUACACUGCCUUGCACUGGAUAGCCAAACACGGUGACCUCAGGGCCCUUCAGGACUUGGUCUCAGGCGCACAGAAAGCAGGGAUUGCUCUUGAUGUAAAUGUGAAGUCCAGUUGUGGGUAUACCCCGCUGCACCUUGCAGCCAUUCACGGCCACCAGGGGAUCAUCAAGUUGCUAGUGCAAAGGUUGGCGUCUCGUGUGAACGUCCGGGACAGCAGUGGGAAGAAGCCUUGGCAGUAUCUGACCAGUAAUACCUCUGGAGAAAUAUGGCAGCUACUGGAAGCCCCACGGGGCAAGCCCAUUUUUUCCACCUAUCCCUUGGUUCGAAGCUCUUCCCCCACCAGGAAGGCCAAGAGCCGGGAAAUAUCUAGAAAUGUCACUCGAAAGACUUCCUUUGCUGCACUGCUCAAAAGUCAGCACAGCAAAUGGAAGUCAGCCAACCAGUAUGAGAAAUUCCCCAGUCUAAGGGAAAGAGAAGAGUAUAGUGACUGAGGGGGGCCCCUCUCUCCAACAUGGCCUCCACACCCCCAUCCUUGAGCUAUUCAGUCAGAGAAUCCAGGGGGAAUGGAAAAAUUGCUAGGGAAUUGGUCGAGAGGCCAAGUGAGAUGGCCUACCUAGUGUUUACCUCCCUGGAUUCUGCGUCAGCACAUCCUGGACCUCAGAGGUCGUCCAAGCUGUCUGACGGCUCAAGUCCUUGGGCCAGUGAACGUAGACAAGGAGCAGAGUCAGGUGCUUAAAACCCGGCUGUUCUUCUCCUUCCCUUGCCAUCACAGAUCCGGGCACAGCAGGCCACACUAUUCUCCCAAGCAGCUAUCCCAGGCCUUGGCUAGAGAGGAAACAGAUGUCUAACAAGAAGAGAGGCAAUUCAAGGAACUGAUGAAGCUCAAACAAAAUCCUCUCUCUAGCUAGGAGCUCUCUGGCUUCCAUUCAUUUGGAGAACAAAUCUUGGCUGAGAGUGGAAAACACCAGGUUUGAAAUCAGAUGGCUCCUCUUCUUUCCCUUUUUUUUUUUUUUUUUUUUGGCAUUCAAAUCUGUGCAGUAAAAUUAUUACUGGAGAGUAGAAGUUGCUUUAAGAGAUUCCUCUGCCCCAUCGUCAGGUCUUUCUUUGAAUGCAACCUUUGGUGGCCAGCACAAGAAAUGAUUAAUGCCUCGUUUUAGAGAAGCAGUUGGGUAAGAUCCAGUUGUGACUGACAUUCAGACCCUGCUUUUUUUAAAAAAAACAUCAACCUGAGGGGAACUUUCCAAAUGUAAAAACUGUAUGGCUCAUUUGCAUAGUGACUGAAACCAUCUUUUAUGGAAACUCCCUGUGUAACAAACAGCAGAAUUAGCAUCAGUAGUUUUCAGUAGGUUUGAAUGGCCAAUGUUCAUGCUCAUGAAAAGUGAGAAAUGAUUUUGUUCUGGGGAUGCAGUAAGGGUUAUGAGGUGAAUGCCUCCCCACCAGGAAUUUUCUAAGCUGCUAAAUAUAGUUUUAUUUGCACUAAACAUUUUGCCAAUUAAGAUUAAAUAUUAACCUUGAAGUGCUGUAUCUCUAACAGGAAGUGGUCCUUUUGUUUGCUUGUGAUGGGACUGAUCUUUGUGGGUCCAUGGAAUGAGAGAAUGGCUAGUUUAUAAACUGCAGUAGAAAAUCAAGAUUUCAGAAUGUAAAUUCAAAGAGGGCUGAAAGGUGAAGUGUCUAAGAGGAAAUAGUUAAUUUUUUAUGGAAAUGUUCUCAUGUGCUGUGGCAAUGAUGUUGUAUUUUAAAGUAUUUUUGUGUUUCUUCUGGCUAUUUUCCCCCAUUAAAAUAUCAACAGAUCUUUAUAAUUUAUUGUACUUAUGCUGAUUAUUGUUAACUUUCUGCCUUACAAAAUUGUGACUCAGUGAGUAUCAAAUAUUUUUGUUUCUUUGUAGUUUUACUUUAUAAUUUUGCUGAAAUAAAUAUCUGUUCUAUUAGAAAACAAACAAAAAAUAGGCAGAAUAAAUAAAUCUAAGGGUUGCUUUUCUCCAAAAAGACCUAUACAAGGGAUGAAACUUUGGCAAAUCACAUCAAGAAAAAA